Arachis ipaensis is the source of this 3633-nucleotide messenger RNA. Its product is annotated as calmodulin-binding transcription activator 4. Gene Ontology annotation, molecular function: transcription coregulator activity; protein binding; double-stranded DNA binding. Gene Ontology annotation, cellular component: nucleus. NCBI's taxonomy places the organism in Eukaryota, Viridiplantae, Streptophyta, Magnoliopsida, Fabales, Fabaceae. Gene Ontology annotation, biological process: regulation of transcription by RNA polymerase II. The record is from RefSeq and is a predicted model, not a curated record.
AAGAAUGAGUGAGUGAGAGUGCGCCAGCUCAAGUGUGAGGGAGUCUUGACUCGAGUCUUAAAGUGUUCUUUCUUCUUCCUUCAAAUUCAACACUCAGAAUCGAACCAACGCGUUUAGAAUUCCAGCACGCCAAAAUUUACCCCCUGUUUUAAACAAGCUUCUGGUUUCUUAUGCUCACAAGUUAAGAAUAAACAAGUGAUUCGUUCUUCUUUUGAUUUUUGAAUUGGGAAUGCGAUUUCUCAGAUUCUAAUACCUGUUUCCCCAUUCGCGAUAAGUUACUAUGCCACCUGGUUUUGAGUACAACAUCGAUGAUCUGUACCAGGAAGCUAAGAGAAGAUGGCUGAAGCCGGUGGAAGUGCUAUACAUUUUGCGGAAUCAUGACCAGUGCAAGUUCACCAAUAUUCCCCCUCAAAAGCCAACAGGUGGAUCCUUGUUUCUAUUUAAUAGAAGAAUCAUGCGUUUCUUCCGUAAAGACGGUUAUAAUUGGCGGAAGAAAAGGGAUGGAAAAACUGUGGGAGAAGCACAUGAACGGCUUAAGAUUGGAAACGUUGAAAUACUAAAUUGUUACUAUGCACAUGGAGAGGAGAACCGUAGUUUCCAGAGGAGGAGCUACUGGAUACUGGAUCCGGCAUAUGAGCAUAUUGUUCUUGUGCAUUACAGAGAAACAAAGGAGGGGAACUCAGGUUCUGGACCUAUCCCACCAUUGUCUGAAGGCUGCUCUCCUGAAUUUAGUCAGAAUCGAAGCUCACGUACUACGCUUGACCCAGGGACAAUAUCCGUGCUUGGUGAUUCAUGUGAACCUUCUCAGAAUUUCUCCAGUACUGAGUCUAUGGAAGUUACCUCUAAUAUCAUCAGAAACAAUGGAAUGGAUCAGUUAGAUGAAACAGAUGCAGUCUUGCGCCAAUUGAAGCAACAGUUAAGUUUGGAAAAGGAGAACUGUGAAGAAAUUUCUCCCACAUACACUGAGCCUGAGAUUUUACAUGAUUUGAACCCUCAGCAUGAUGAAAGAGUGAUGUACAAGCAUAAAUCUGCAGCUUUCACUGUGCCAAAUGAUUAUGGACAAGCCGCUUAUGAAUGCAAUGGAAGACAAGGUGACAAUGGUAAAAAUUAUAAUCAAAUAUUAAACUGCGAUUGCCCAGAUGCAAAUGAAAAUGCCUUAUCUUGGACAGAGGUGCUUGAGUCGUGUAAGCCUGCAAGCUUGACCAAUUUACCAGAGCAACAUGCAUAUGAGGCAUAUGGAAAUGAUAGCUCCCUACAUUCUUCACGAAUUGUACUGAUUGACAGUCAAGAAAACAGUCAGUGGAUAAACUCCAACAGUAUUAAUGCUGAAAACUCUGUCUUCUCUUGUCCUCAAGAUGGUGGAACCAAAUUUCCUCUGUAUUCACCGGUUGAAGCUGAAGAACUUAGUUCUGACUAUGCGACAUUGUUUCAUCAAAUCCAAAUUCCACCACCUCUGGAUGCAGAUUCAUGCCUGACUAUUUCACAGAAACAAAAAUUCACAAUUAGGAGAAUCUUCCCAGAGUGGUGUUAUGCCACAGAGACUUCAAAGGUGGUCAUUAUUGGGUCAUUUCUCUGUCUUCCCUCAAAUUCUACCUGGGCUUGUAUGUUUGGUGAUAUUGAAGUGCCUGCUGAGAUAAUUCAGGAUGGUGUUAUUUGUUGUGAAGCUCCCCUCCACCUUCCUGGAAAGGUUACUCUCUGCGUUACUUCUGGAAAUCGGGAGUCCUGCAGUGAAUUUCGAGAGUUUGAGUUUCGCAAUAAGACUAAAAGUUGCACUCGUUGUAACUCAAUGGAAACAGAAACUGCUAGAAGCCAAGAUGAGCUGUUAUUACUUGUUACAUUUGCACAGAUGCUCCUUUCUCCUCCAACUAUAAAGAAUGACAACAUGGAACCUGUAUAUCAUCUUCCAGUGGAACAGAAAGCAGAUGAUGAUUCAUGGAGCCAUGUGAUAGAGGCUCUUCUAGUAGGCAGUGGAACUUCAUCAGGUACUAUUGAUUGGCUUCUUGAAGAGCUGCUGAAGGAAAGGCUACAGCUGUGGCUUUCUGGCAAAUCCCGGGAAAUAGAUGAAGCAACCGGCUGCCCUUUGUCAAAGAAAGAGCAGGGGAUUAUACACAUGGUUGCUGGAUUGGGUUAUGAGUGGGCCUUGAUCCCUAUUCUCAGUUGUGGUGUGAAUAUAAAUUUUCGUGACAUCAGGGGGUGGACUGCCCUUCAUUGGGCUGCACGGUUUGGAAGGGAAAAAAUGGUUGCUUCACUUAUUGCUGCUGGUGCAUAUGCUGGAGCAGUAACUGAUCCAACAUCUGCAGACCCAGAUGGGAAAACUGCUGCCGCUAUUGCUGCCAGCAAUGGCCAUAAGGGACUGGCCGGUUAUCUUUCAGAAGUAGCUCUGACUAGCCAUAAAGAUACUGCUGAGAUUGAAGCAGAGUUAACCAUCAAUCGUGUCUCAAAAGAAAAUAUUGGAUUCACAGCUGAUGGGGUUUCACUGGCUGCUGUCAGAAAUGCUGCUCUGGCUGCUGCUCGGAUACAGGCUGCAUUUCGUGCUCAUUCUUUCAAAAAACGGAGGGAGAGGGAAGCUGUUGCAGCAGCCGCUGCCGCUGCUGCUAGUCUAGAUGGGUAUGAUAUCGAUGCUGAUGGCAUUGGUAACAUUCUAGAGCUUUCUCCCAGGUUAAGUCAUAGCUUUGGGAGGCUUCGUGAUUACAAUGCAGCUGCUUUAUCAAUUCAGAAGAAAUAUCGAGGUUGGAAAGGUCGCAAAGAUUUCUUAGCACUGCGCCAAAAAGUAGUGAAAAUACAGGCUCAUGUGAGGGGUUACCAGGUUCGGAAGCAAUACAAGAUAAUAGUAUGGGCAGUUGGAGUCUUGGAGAAGGUAGUGCUACGAUGGCGGAGAAAAGGAGCUGGUCUACGAGGUUACCGACAAGACUCGAUUGAUGAAAAUGACGAUGAUGAUUUUCUCAAGGUGUUCAGGAAGCAGAAAGUGCAUGUAGCAAUUGAAAAAGCUUUUUCACGGGUGCUGUCCAUGGUCCAUUCUAAUGGUGCCCGUCAACAAUAUCGCCGCAUGCUUGAGAUGUAUCGUGAAGCUAAGGCUGAACUUGGUAGCAUGAAUGAUGAAGCGCCAUUAACGACGUCUGUAGGGGACACAUCAAAUAUAGAUGAUGAUGAUGAACUCUUUCAAAUUCCCGGGGGCUGGGAGACACUCUAGCAGCCCUCCUAAUUCUUGUUCUCUUUUGGUGGUUCAGUUUCUGGCUUCACCGUUUGUAUGGUGUCUUGUGUAUUUAAUGGUGUAGAACAAGCGUGAGAUCUUAGCCUGUAAAUAAAUCUAGGUUGUACAGUGGUAAAGUUGAUAAUGUUUGGAACUUUAUAGGUAUAAAAUGGUCUUGAAUUAAGGUGGAAUAGGGUUCUAAUUUCUGUUGAGAAGUGUUACUUGGCAACUUAGAUAUGCUUUGAUUUGUAGGCAAGAAAGUCCUCCAAUGUUGGAUCAUGGAAUGGUUUGCUUUGAAGGACUCAAGGACAUGCAUCCUUGUUGACUUCUCCUAUGAUUUUAAAGUUAAAAAGAGCAUUGGAGGUCUUGUAUUAUUCUAUUCGAGAGUAACAGUGGUUAUGAUUUAUGAAUACAUGGUUUCUGUUGGUCUUGUAAUUGUUAAA